Suricata suricatta (meerkat) is the source of this 2803-nucleotide messenger RNA. RefSeq names its product SEC14 like lipid binding 1 (gene SEC14L1). The coding region runs from base 162 to 2348 and encodes 728 amino acids. Gene Ontology annotation, cellular component: cytoplasm; cytosol. NCBI's taxonomy places the organism in Eukaryota, Metazoa, Chordata, Mammalia, Carnivora, Herpestidae. The record is from RefSeq and is a predicted model, not a curated record. The transcript is spliced from 14 exons. Gene Ontology annotation, biological process: negative regulation of RIG-I signaling pathway. Gene Ontology annotation, molecular function: RIG-I binding.
AUUUCCAUAAUCCUUUUUUUUUUUACAGCUAGACUUUGGGCUCCUGGAGGAUAUUCCAUUUUGUACUUUGGAGUAUCCCCUUCAUGUCCAGCAUGCAGUAACUUUCUUAAUGAUUAGCCUCAGCAGGACAGGUGCGAGAGGACUGCUGUCGAGUCACAAUCAUGGUGCAGAAGUACCAGUCGCCGGUGAGGGUGUACAAGCACCCCUUUGAGUUAAUUAUGGCUGCCUACGAAAGGAGGUUUCCUACGUGUCCCUUGAUUCCGAUGUUUGUGGACAGCGACACCGUGAACGAGUUCAAGAGCGAGGACGGGGCCAUUCACGUUAUAGAAAGGCGCUGUAAGCUGGACGUCGACGCGCCCCGGCUGCUGAAGAAGAUCGCAGGAGUCGAUUAUGUCUAUUUUGUCCAGAAGAACUCCUUGAAUUCCCGGGACCGCACCUUGCACAUCGAGGCCCAUAACGAGACGUUCUCUAACCGGGUCAUCAUCCGCGAGCACUGCUGCUACACCGUGAGUGGCCCCUCGGUGGGGCGUGGGGGGACACGGGCCUGGGCCGUGGCCGUCGCUCUGAGCAGCACACUGCCUCGUCCUCACAGACGCGGUCACUCACGCUGGGGUGCGGGCGGCGGGCAGUGGGACGGGCCGCACGCUUGCGCCCGUUCAGGUGACCUGGUGACGCCUCGAUGUGUUUGGAGAUGCUCCCUUGCUGUGUCCCGUCCUUGCCGGCUCCACUCUGACCCUUCGGGAGGGACCCGGGGUAACAGUGGUCCUCCGUGCGCUGGAAAUAGAGCGCUGCCGGGAAGCCUUGCACGCCCCGGAAAGGGGACAAAGCACAGCAGCCACCGUGAGCUUAUACGGAAGCAUCCCGUCGCAGGCCCUAGUGACCACGGCGGGCGGAGGUCGGCGUGGGCAGGCCCCUUGCAGGCCCAGCCUCCCUCCACCGAGUGGCGCCAGGGACCAGCGGGACUGCCCAGCGACGUGCCCCCACUGGCGAAGCCGGAUCAGGCAGCUCUCCUGCAGCGGGGUCAGGUCACCCAGGCGGCACAGCGCAGCAGCUACGAGCAGCCCGAGGCCCCCACUCCUGGCCGGGCGACCCCGCAGGUCCCUCGGUUCCUCCGGGCCUCGGGCAACGCAGGGACCCUGCGGACUCCGGGGUCGGCUGUGGCCCGGAGACCCGCACCCCGGGGCGCCCGCCGAGCCUGGGAGGCUCCCCCGGGGCUCUGCCCGUUAGACCUUCGCGUGAACACGCUGCUUGACUCCCUUCCCUCCGCAGAUGGGCGGCCGCUCUACGUGCUCCGGCUGGGGCAGAUGGACACCAAGGGCCUGGUGCGCGCCCUCGGGGAGGAGGCCCUGCUGCGCUACGUUCUCUCCAUAAACGAAGAAGGGCUCAGACGGUGCGAAGAAAACACAAAAGUCUUCGGUCGGCCCAUCAGUUCGUGGACCUGCCUGGUGGACCUGGAGGGGCUGAACAUGCGGCACCUGUGGAGACCGGGCGUCAAGGCCCUGCUGCGCAUCAUCGAGGUGGUGGAGGCCAACUACCCCGAGACGCUCGGCCGCCUGCUCAUCCUCCGCGCCCCCCGGGUGUUCCCCGUCCUCUGGACUCUGGUGAGCCCGUUCAUCGACGACAACACCAGAAGGAAGUUCCUGAUCUACGCGGGGAACGACUACCAGGGCCCCGGCGGGCUGCUGGGCUACAUCGACAAAGAGAUCAUCCCCGACUUCCUGAGCGGGGAGUGCAUGUGUGAAGUCCCCGAGGGCGGACUGGUCCCCAAGUCGCUGUACAGGACGGCGGAGGAGCUGGAGAGCGAGGACCUCAAGCUGUGCACCGAGGCCAUCUACCAGUCCGCCAGCGUCUUCAAGGGAGCCCCGCACGAGAUCCUCGUGCAGAUCGUGGACGCCUCGUCAGUGAUCACCUGGGACUUUGACGUGUGCAAAGGGGACAUCGUCUUCAACAUCUACCACUCCAAGAGGUCGCCCCAGCCUCCCAAAAAGGACUCCCUGGGGGCGCACAGCAUCACUUCCCCAGGCGGGAACAACGUGCAGCUGAUAGACAGGCUGUGGCAGCUGGGCCGGGACUACAGCCUGGUGGAGUCGCCGCUGAUCUGCAAGGAAGGGGAGAGCGUGCAGGUGGGCCUGGCCGCCGCCCGCACCUGCUCCGGGAGGCGGGUCUCCGGCCUCGCUGACGUGGCUCCCCCCCGCCCACCCCCAGGCUGGUUUGUCUGCGGGCGAGCCCAGGGGUGGGUCCGGCUCCAGUCCGGGUCAGAACACGACUCCGGAAGCCAAGUGAGACUCGGAGGAAAAAGAACUCAGACUGGGCGACGGCUCUGGGCUGGGUCCGUGACUCGUAUCUGAAGCGCCUGAGUGACUGGGAGGAAGGGGGAGGAGGAGGGCCACCCUGAAUCAGCGCGGGGGAGACUCUCCCGGACUGUUGACUGUCCUCGCCAUCGCGGAGCAUUCUGGCUCAUUCACAGAUGCUCUGUCGGUUAUGUGCUGAGUCGUGGCCACUUAGUUUGAGCGCUUGUUCUGAGAACAGGUCCUGCGUGCUUCCGGCCGGCCUGACAGGUGUACCUUGGCUGCCUUUACAGUCUUCAGGGAAAAGCCUGCCUGUUUGCUGGGCGGAGGCGUAGAAUAAAAGAGAGGGUUUUGCUCAGCUUUGGAAGCAACGGACGGUGUCAGGUUCAGCCCAGAAUUAACGGAGGCCGUUGUUGACGCCUACUUUACGUUGAUGUCCUUUUAGUGCUUAUUUAUCUUUGAGAGAGACAGAGACAGAGCACGAGCAGGGGAGGGGCAUAGAGAGAGGGAGACAC